Dermacentor andersoni is the source of this 1015-nucleotide messenger RNA. RefSeq lists its product as uncharacterized. The record is from RefSeq and is a predicted model, not a curated record. NCBI's taxonomy places the organism in Eukaryota, Metazoa, Arthropoda, Arachnida, Ixodida, Ixodidae.
GCCGCCGUAAUGUUGAGCGAGCCGAACGGGACCCGAAUGCUUGCUCCGUUCGAUGAGAACGGCGUCGUCCACUACGGCGUGCUGAACGACUGGUCGGGCUGGAGCUACAGCGUGCUGCACCACAAGGCGACGCUGAAUCUUUUCAGGGUGCUGCGUCAGUACCAGAGGCAGAGGGACGCCGGACGACCGUACCUCUUGGGAGGGAUAGUGUACGCCGUCCGGAUGCUGCCUUCGUACAACAAGCAGCAGCUUGACAUGAUCGACCACAUAGUCAAAGACUUCAAGGUGGACAUGCUUGUGGCAACGACCCACAUGGAAGAAACCUACCAGUACACCUUCGACUGCAGAAUCACGGGACCGACCACUUGGGACCACAAGUACGACAGCCACGAGCUUCCCAUCAUCGAUGUGAUCAAGCGGCUCUCCGACCGGGGAUACCUGGACCUGAACAUCCCGGUGGCCGUGUCGUUCACCCUCAAGGGGUUUUGGUACAGGCCGGAAAAGAACGUACACGAGGUCUACUUUGCUCCGGGCAAGCCGUGUGGCUACAUUGUCGGUGAUCCGACCGUCGGCAGCUACACAGAGGUCUGCGAGAACACCACCUACCAGAGCCAUAUGACGACCUUCGAGGAAGGCCACUUCUUCAAUUACACGUUCUGCAGGGAAUGCGACCGCACCUUCGUAUUCGAAACCCUCAGCAGCAUCACUCAAAAGGUGGUGCUGGCUCACCGCGCUCACCGCAGGCUGAGCUUCGCGCUUUUCGACAUCGACUACGAGGACGUGUUCAACCUGUGUCCGGACAACCUGUACGGGGCCUUCGACCGGGUGGCCGCCGUGCGAUGGCUCACGGACCGGUUCAAGGAGCUCCGGGAAGCCGCGAUCGCCGCAGGCCCGGGGUCCCCGGCCUCGUGACGCUGGCGCACCCCCGCGGCCGUCGGCCGCAUCACGCGCAGACGGACGCUGCCAACCUAAAUUUUUCCGCACUUAAUGGAAAGAGAAAUUCGCUUAUUAUGGA